Messenger RNA from Ectocarpus sp. CCAP 1310/34, 924 nucleotides. NCBI's taxonomy places the organism in Eukaryota, Phaeophyceae, Ectocarpales, Ectocarpaceae. The record is from the annotation of a GenBank genome assembly.
AUGGGUGUGAACUGCUGCCCGUCAACAUUCGAAAUAUGUGUCACCUUCGCGCGUACACACGAGCGAGAGUGCGUUACGACCGCUGCCAAUCUCACCCUCUUCCUACCUCUCUCUACCUUGUUCCCGUGCACCCCUGGCCCAGUUUCGUCGAAGGACAACCUGGGGACCAACUACCGUCGGGCAGCCAAGACGAACGCCAUCGAGUACCUUCUGGACGAAGUCUACCGCAUGGAAUCCGGAACGGGGGACGCAGAGGACCCGAUCGAGUUGGAAGAGCGGGGUGGCGGUGAGGGAGAGGGUUCGGAAGAUGACUCUGGGGAAUCGUCACCGACGGAGAGCGAGGACGGCGGGGGUGGAAAGCAGAAAGGAACGGAGGAAGCAGUGGAGCCACAGGAAAGCAGCGGUGAUGACUCACCGGCGGGGGAGGGGGGGAUGAAGAAGGAGCCAGAAGACGAUACGCCGGGCAACGGGGAUGAUGCCCCCUCCGAAGAAAUCUCACGAGAAGAGGGCGGGUUUCCGCAGAGGCCCAACAAGUGGAUGCACCAGUAUCUCCUGACGUUCUGUUUGAUCGGAAGGCCAUGCAGCAGCGAGGACCCUGACCUCCGAACCGCACGCAAAACAUCCGGACCCAAGGGUCGCGGCGCGUCCGGGGCCAAGGGUCGCGGCGGGAAGCAGAAGGCGAAGAAAGCGUCAUCCGGCACUAGCGACGAAAGCGGGUCGGAGGCGAGCGGUGCGUACACCGAGGUUGAUCUGUCGUCCAACGCGAUCCGGAUAUUCACAGGGGCCGGCGAAAUUCAGCCGAGCACAGGGCUCGCUUGGCNGGUAGCGGCCGCCAACGCGCAACUGCAGGCCCGCCGCGUCCGGGAGACCAACACAGGCAAGCUGGUGAUGGCCGUGGAAUCUCUGUCGGCAGUCUUUGGAUGA